Messenger RNA from Anguilla rostrata (American eel), 2000 nucleotides. Its product is annotated as arylamine N-acetyltransferase, pineal gland isozyme NAT-10-like. The coding region runs from base 341 to 1222 and encodes 293 amino acids. The record is from RefSeq and is a predicted model, not a curated record. Gene Ontology annotation, molecular function: arylamine N-acetyltransferase activity. The transcript has 4 exons. Lineage: Eukaryota; Metazoa; Chordata; Actinopteri; Anguilliformes; Anguillidae.
CACCUAUACUGGAGCCAACCAUAGUGGCGCUAGUGAGCAACCAGGAACAACAAGACCAGGAAAUGAGCUUCAAAAACGAAGUCUGGUUUUGGCCGCUUGGUUACAACACAUUUUUGGAACUUGUGACGGUCCCACUGGUGGAAAACUUGCUGUACAAAGUGCGUUGUCAUAUUGUGGCGAUUUCGCGAGGAAGCAGAGACGGAGACUGGCUUGGCUGUUUUCGAAUCGCUCCCGGGGAGCUUCGCUUUAUUUGUGACAUCUCUUCAAAACGAUUAAGACAAAGGCUAAAACCAAGACUACACACUCGCUGCUCUUUUCUGUGUGAACAAUCCGUGCAGAAAUGAAACACCAGGGCAACAUGAAUCUGGAGGACUACUUUGAGAGGAUUGGUUUCAAUGGUCCUUCUGACAAAGCAGAUCUGGAAACCCUAAAAAAUGUCCACAGGCAACAUGUCCUCUCAAUCCCAUUUGAAAACCUCAGCAUUCACUGUGGAGAGCGGAUUACCAUGGACCUGGAGUCCGUCUACACCAAGAUUGUGAAAAAUAAUCGAGGGGGUUGGUGCUGUGAAAACAACCAGCUCUUUGCCUGGGUACUGAAAGAGAUGGGCUACACCUACACAACACUGGGGUCAAGAGUGUUCAACAAUUUUAAAAAUGAAUUUAGCCCAUUGGAGUCUCAUCUCAUCAACAAGGUCCUAAUCGAUGGAAGUUCAUACAUAGCAGAUGUGAGCUUUGGGGUGUCUUGUCAGAUACGCCACCCUCUUGAACUUGUCUCAGGAAAAGAUCAACCACAGCUUCCUGGUGUCUUCCGCCUUAUGGAGAAUAGUGGUGUGUGGGUCUUGGAGAAAACAGGAAGAAAGCCCUUCAUUCCAAAUGAGAGCUUUGCCAAUUCAAGUCUUGUAAACAAAAGCUUAACUAGGCAAAUAUACUCCUUCACUCUAACACCACGGAGCAUUGACCACUUCCAGGAAACCGCUCAAUUCCUUCAGACCUCACCAGAGUCUCCAUUCACAAACAAAACUAUCUGCUCCCUGCAGACACCUACUGGAUUUAAGGCACUCAUUGGCUGGACAUAUAGUGAGGUCACCUACAACUACCAGGAUGGGGUUGAUCUGCUUGAUAUGGAGGAUAUAGCCGAUGAUGAAAUAGAAAAAGUAUUAAAGGAAGAAUUUUCCCUGACAUUAAAGAGUAAACAUACUCCCAAAAACACGAAAGGCUGUUAAUGCAAGACUAACCGUCCACACAAACACUUCAUACACAGCGCAUUGUAUGAGAUGUAUGAUCACUGGAAAUCUGACAUAGCCUUCCUCCGUUGUAAUUUGUGGACAUGGACACCUGGACCAGCGUAGUUACUAGUGCAAAAUGAAAUGCAGCCAUCCAAACUGCCUUAACAGCAUGACCCACUCAGCAGCCCAGCUUCAUUGUGAUCCCCAAUCUAUUGAAGCCUUCUAAUUAUACACUUUCUAUUAAUUCCUAUAUCUUUCAUCAAUUUGGGUGUGUUACCACAGUGGUUUGGUGGGGUGGGGCGGGUAGGGGGAAGAAGUGAAGGGUGGGGGAGGGUCCAGUGGGCAGGAGGGGCACAAGCUACAUUGUACCAAGGAUAGGACAUGAAGGGGUGACGGUGGGCAUGGAGUGGUUUAGCAUGGGUUUAUAAUUCCUAACGUAUUCAUAAAUCAUAAUCUGCUAGCAUUAAUUCCUUCACUACACUUCAUAUAGUUCAUUUUAAGAUGGAUCAGUAUCAUCAUAUAUAUUGUGACUUACUAAGCCUUUACUUAUUUACAAAUGUAAUGCAUAUGUGCCUUAAUCAAACAAUAAAUGGUCAAUUUUUUUUCAAAUGUACAAAUCUUUGUGGAUAUGUUUGGUGCAACAAGUGUACACCAACAUACUUAAUAUAAUUUACAUUUGAGGUCCGUGAGAUAUUAACUUCAUAAUCUGUCGUUCUGAGACACAAGAGACACACACAUCGAGUGUCACACUGUCUAUAAAGUAUUUGUUCCAAAA